AUGGAAAAGCCGGAAAAAGUAGAACUAGUGUACGAAUACAAGAAACGAAGAAAAGAAUUUGGAAGACAAACGUUAUUUGAAGAUCAUGGGCCUGAAAUGAUAGUUAGCAUACCAAACAAUCCAGCACAAUACUCGGAUUAUAUUCUUCGCAAUCCGGUGCAUUGUGCUAUCCAAAACACAGGGACUAUGUCUGAACAUUGGGUUAAUUCUGUGAGAGCAGAAUACACAAGUUCUGGUGUAAGCCACGUUGAGGGUGGGUGGCCUAAAGACAUCAAUAUGAAUGAUCCUGAAGCAACACAAAGAUAUCGAAGGAAAAUCGAGAAGGAUGAUGCUUAUAUUCACGCAGUUAUGCACUUAGGUCAUAGCAUGGAACACAAUAUCCUACAAAAUAAUGCUGUGGAUAUGUACGAGACAUACAACACAGAACUACCAGCUAUACCACCAGUAGAAAACAGUGGUUGUCAUACAGUCAAUGUGUACCGUGAACCGGAUGGCAGGCGUCCGAUCCGAUCUUUGUCGUGGCAAGCAGACGGAGGUGCCAAACUAGCAGUAGCACAUGCAGAUAUCGAGCUUACGAGGAAUUCUAGAAAUCCACAAUAUUCUUACAUUUGGGACAUUGAGAAUGCCAAUGCACCCGAACUGGUGAUAAAACCACCCCAACCUUUGCUAGAUCUCAUAUACAAUCCUCGAGAUCCACAUCUUAUAAUCGGAGGAAUGAUGAAUGGACAGGUUGGGUGGUGGGACACAAGGAAAGGUGGAGAUCCCGCUGGAGUUUGCCCACCUCACGUUGCCCAUCGAGACAUAGCUCGAAAUGUGCUCUUUAUAAACUCAAAAAUAGGGGCUGAAUUUUUCUCUUCAUCACCAGAUGGUGUUGUCAAAUGGUGGGAUACACGCAAUAUGAGUGAGCCUACAGACUCAAUGAUUAUAGAUAUCGUAAAAGCAGUAACUGAUACACCGUCCAUUGAUAACGCCAUUGGAAUAUCAGCACUUGAAUAUGAGCCAACGAUACCAACGCGGUUCAUGGUUGGGACAGAAACUGGUUUAGUGAUUGGAGGUAAUCGAAAAGGGAAAAAUGCUGUAGAAAAGCUUCCCACUAAGUAUGAAGCACACUUUGGUCCUGUAUACGCCUUACAAAGGAACCCGACAUUCGUGAAAAACUUCCUAACAGUUGGGGAUUGGACGGCUCGCGUGUGGAGCGAAGACUGUCGUGAAUCUGCAAUUCUAUGGACAUAUUCGCAUCGAACGAAACUCACUGAUGGUGCAUGGAAUCCUAUCAGGUUUUCGUUGAUGCUGGUCACACAGUGGGAUGGAUGCCUUUCUUGUUGGGAUUUAUUACGAAGAAGAAGCGCCCCGUUGGUAACAGCACAGCUUUGUGAUGAACCUUUACUUCGUCUGCGACCACACGAAGGAGGCUUACUGGUAGCAUGUGGUAGCAGUAAAGGAACAGUCUACUUAGCUGAAUUAUCAGAAAAUCUUGGUACAGCAGACAAAAACGAUAAACAACUAUUAACACACGUUUUAGAUCGUGAAAACAAAAGAGAACGUAUAUUAGAAGCUCGGAUGCGAGAGUUGAGAUUAAAAAUGCGCCAAGGUGGUAACGCAAAUGAACCGGCAGUGGAAACUGAUCCUUCGAUGAACGACAGAGAUCUAGAGGAGGCCACCACAGAGUAUAUGCAAACUAUCAACGACUUACAAGCGCAGCAGAAAACGGAGAGCUAA
This is a messenger RNA of Spodoptera littoralis (African cotton leafworm), 1719 nucleotides long. The record is from the annotation of a GenBank genome assembly. Lineage: Eukaryota; Metazoa; Arthropoda; Insecta; Lepidoptera; Noctuidae.